Molecule: messenger RNA, 2740 nt
Organism: Corythoichthys intestinalis (scribbled pipefish)
Lineage: Eukaryota; Metazoa; Chordata; Actinopteri; Syngnathiformes; Syngnathidae
Gene: bora
Product: bora aurora kinase A activator
Exons: 13
Coding region: 541-2124 (527 amino acids)
Biological process (GO): regulation of mitotic spindle organization; regulation of mitotic nuclear division; activation of protein kinase activity
Cellular component (GO): cytoplasm; nucleus
Molecular function (GO): protein kinase binding
Source: RefSeq, a predicted model, not a curated record
CGGUAUUUUAUGCUCCUGAAUGAUAUGGACCGCUUGGAUGUGUGUGGAAGCGAUCGCUAUAUUUAUUUAGUUUUUUGAAUCCCGCGCCAUGAAAAUGAGUGACUUCCGCCUUCGGUCUUGCAUUGAGGAGGAGGGCGCUGUGACGUGUACGGCUGAAGGCGUCCUCUUCACUUUCCAGGCGUACUGUUGUGUAUGAGGACUAAGGAUUCAGUUUAUUUUGCGGAUUAAUACGUUUAUUUUUCGCAUCACGCCAGCCAAACGGCUGCAGAAAAAUCUUGCUGUAUGAGGGACAGGCAUGUGCGCCUUUUUGGAGUUUCAAAAGUUUUCCAUUCACCGUGGAUAUUGGCCAAAACAAGCCCGACUACUGUGGGAACAUUGGACUUACGAGGAAAAACAACAUUACGACCAUGAAGGAUGUUUUCUUCAUACGUUCCCGGAAACCAAAAACUCAGGAGGAAAAAAUGUGAAGACCGAAUCAACUUGCACGGACUUUAACACCAGCUCGGCGAAUCCAUUCACGUUUCAUAUGCAGUAAACAUUAUGUUGGGUUGGCAUGGUCUUUCAGAGGACAAAGAGAUGGGUGACCACUUGGAGCCGCGCAUUACUCCAGAAACACCAGGGGAACCCUCAAUAAGGAAUCCUUUCGAGAGCCCCAACGACUACCUUCACCUCCGCGAGCCACUGGUGCCUAGUACAUUCGUGUUCAAGUUAUCACAAACUGCUCCCUCUGGAUUCAACUGGUCAAUCGACGAUAUGGCCAGUCUUCAUCCAGUGCACAUAGAUCAAGAGGAGAUCCAGCGACAGUCAUUUUACCUCAGCCAGACAAGGAUCGACCUCGACAUUGAAGAAAAGCGUCAGAAUGCAAUUGAACAGUUUUUUACCAAAGGAACAAUUGUGCCCUCUCCAUGGGCUUUGUCAGAAACCCACAGGGACGCCCGUAAGUCUAAGACAUGGUCUCUAUCUCCGAUGAAGGAGGAGACAGAAAAAAAAUCAGUUGCAUGUCAGACGAGGCUCUCAUUACCAGUGAGUUUGGAUUUAAGAGAACUUCUUGGGGAGUAUUACCGAAAUGAAGAAUCUGGGAGCGAUUCCUCUCAGGAGAGCUUGAGUUCUUCCUCUUUGAGGCGCAAACUCUUUCUGGAUGGCCAGGGCAGUUUAAGCAGCUCAGACAACUCCUGUCCACCUAGCCCAGAGAAAUACAAUUCCAGAAGAAGAGAAGAAAGGUCGCCGUCGACACAGGGAAAGGUUUUUGUGGGACCUGCGUCCAUCUUUUCUUCCCCUUUAUCAUGUGGUGUAUCUGCUUCAACACCCUCUACGGGUCAGUUCUCAUCCAGUCCCAUCUUGACUGGCUGCUUCCGGGACUGCAGCAGCAUCAGCCCUCUCUUCACUGAUGGGUCAUCCCGUGCUGGUGCAGCCUCUCCCACUGUUUCACCUAUCGUUGCACGUACCAUGUGCACACCAACAGGCUCAGGAAACCUGCCAUUCAGCGUCCCCCUAGAUGUGGAUGUCCCCUCCUUCACCUUGAGUCCUGGCGAAGACGGAUGCGCUCCUAUCCAUGGCUUUUCUCCACAACGGCACCAUACCAGAGUCAAACACAAGCCUCGAUUUCGUUCCUGCAUCACCCCGCCACCCAUCUGUCCCUUCCUCGACCCCAGACUCCCUUACACUCAAGAGGCUGAUGACCCACUGUCUCUCCUUUUGAUGGAGCCAGAUGACUCUGUCCUUCCAUCUCAGAACAAUAGUGGUCCUGACGCUGAUAGACUGUGCCUGGCAGAGUCUGUGAAGAUUGAAAACAGUCAGGAAACGAGGAUGGAGGGAAAGCUGGAAGACGAGGGAGACGGCGGGGGCCUUUCUGGGCGGAUGACAAGUUCGCGUAUGGGCAACAUGUCAGUCAUGGAGAGCUCUCAAAUGUUUACCUCUCUUCUAGCGGAGCGCAGCAGUAUACGCUAUGAUUCCAGUAUGCAGGUGGACAGCGGGUACCAAACAACCACAACAGGGACGGGGAGUUUGAUUGAUGGGCUCGUUUCCGAGUAUCACGGCAAAGAGUCCUUCAGCACCAACCUUGCGGAAGACGUCUCUCACCUCACGAAAGCCCCAAAAGUAAAGGUGUGGUAUCCUCAUCACUAACCUGUUUCACACUUUGAAAAGGACACCCACUUCUUAAAGCCUUUAUUAUUUUUUUUUUGCAAACGUCAGUUUGCAGAGGCAUUAAAUUUGUACAAGCUGUUAUCACACAGUGGCACUGGCAGAUCUGAAGACAAAACCACGCAAAUGUUGAUAUCGGAUAUGUACUUUGAGGUAAAUUUUAUCAAAUUAUUUUAUGUAUUUAUGUUGAUUUUUUUAUUUUUAUUUUAUUUUUUUACUUGAACAUUAGUGGUUUCGGUUCAGUAUGCCACGAAUGAGAAAUGCUAAAUGAAAUCUGCAUUAUGACUACCUUGGUCUUCAGAGUAUUGCGAUCCUGCAUUGUUUUGACUUCAUGCCUUUUAUGUAAAAAUAUCAUAGAUGAAUAAUUUGUCACCUUAUUUGAAUGCAAACAUGACAAUACUCCUUAUAGUGGUGGUUCACAGUUCAUUCCACAACAGUGUGACCAAUGUCAUUUUAAAAUUCCCUCUUCAUUGGAAACAAGACUGAGCAACACGUGUCCAUAUGCUGUUAUAUAUAAUGAAGACAUUCUGUGGUGCUGUUUUCCUGGGCAUUUCAAAAAUAAAAACGCUGUUCACCAAAUCGUGCAUUUGGUAACAUG